Messenger RNA from Rubroshorea leprosula, 3402 nucleotides. Lineage: Eukaryota; Viridiplantae; Streptophyta; Magnoliopsida; Malvales; Dipterocarpaceae. The record is from the annotation of a GenBank genome assembly.
AGGGGAAGAGGGAAGAAAAUCUAGCCUAGAGAAGCUCUGAAGGGCAAGAGAAAAGAAGGAGAGGAGGCCGGUUGAAAAAACGGAAGACUUGUGAGAGGGAGAAGUGUUCAGAGAGUGAAGGAAUGCCAAAGAGAGGGAACUCUCAGUGUUCUCUACUAAAGAGAAAAAUGGAGGUAGCUCUGAAUUUACAAUUCUCCAUCAUUCUUAACAUUCUCAUCAUCUGCACGACUCACCUAGGCCACGGCUUUCAAACUCCUCCCACAAAUGAAACCGACAUACUUGCAUUGUUGGCCUUCAAGGAUCACAUAGAGGAAGAUCCACGAGGAGUUUUGAGUUCUUGGAAUAAGUCUCUCCAUUUUUGCAAUUGGAGAGGGGUUUUAUGUAGCCAAAGACACCAAGGAAGAGUCAUUGUCUUGGAUUUUGGCGGGCAGAAGUUGGUUGGUUCAAUUCCUCCUCAUAUUGGGAAUCUAUCAUUUCUCAGGCAAAUGAACCUAAGCGACAACAACUUCAAAGGUGACAUUCCGAAAGAGAUUGGCCGGUUAUUUCGACUGAUAUAUCUCGAUGUGAGCAACAAUGUCUUACGAGGGCAAAUUCCUAGCAAUUUGGUAUUCUGCUCAAAGAUGCGAAUCAUUGAUUUCGCGCUUAAUAACCUUGUAGGCGAAAUCCCUAUGGAAUUUAGAAACCUAUCAAAAAGUCUUCAAUUUUUUCAAGUCUAUGCCAAUCAGUUAACAGGAAGUAUACCACAAUGGUUGGGCAAUGCAUCAUCACUUAUUGUAUUAUCCUUGGGAGAAAAUCAUUUUCAUGGUAGCAUUCCUACUGAGCUUGGAAGACUAGGAAAAUUGAAGCACUUGCAACUUGUUGAUAGCAACUUGUUUGGAAGUUUUCCACUUCCUAUACUCAAUCUUUCGUCACUCAAUUAUCUAUCAAUUGCUGUGAAUCAGUUUUAUGGUAAAAUCCCAUUCAAUAUUGGCUUUACAAAUCCUAAUCUCAAAUUUCUUGCAAUUGGCAUGAACUAUUUUUAUGGGGAGAUACCAACUUCCCUACUUAAUAUGUCAAAGCUAAUAGCGGUAAACUUACCAUACAACAAUUUGAGUGGAGUCAUACCUUCAAACUUGGGAAGCCUAAGGAAUCUUCAACACCUAGGCAGUCUCAAAGUGUUGGAUUUUGGCGGCAACAAUUUCAGAGGCGAAUUGCCUACUUCAAUUGCUAAUCUUUCAACAAAGCUUGAGCAUUUGUGGAUGGGUAAAAAUCAGAUUUCAGGUAAAAUUUCUAAGGAGAUUGGGAACUUGGUCAGCUUAACCACGCUGCAUAUGAGCAUGAACUAUAUUACAGGUGAAAUUCCUUUGAGUAUUGGCCGACUAGACAAGUUAUCUGAACUUUAUCUAUAUGGAAAUAGGAUUUCAGGUCUUAUCCCAUCCGUACUUGGGAAUAUCACCCAGUUGCAAGAAUUGGGUUUGUAUGACAAUAAUUUGAGUGGCAUAAUUCCUCCUAGUUUGGGGAAUUGUUCCCAACUUGAAAAUGUUCUUCUUCACAACAAUUACCUCUUUGGAAUCAUACCAAAACAACUCUUGAGCUUAUCUUCAAUGAUUAGCCUCUCCAUGUCAAGGAACUUGUUCAUGGGAGAGUUGCCUUUAGAUGUGGGUAACAUGACCCAGCUAUGGGGUCUUUCUGUUUCACAAAAUAGACUGUCAGGAGAAAUUCCAAGCACCCUAGGAAAAUGUUUGAUGUUGGAAUCCCUUUUUAUGCAAGAGAACUUCUUUGAAGGAAGUAUUCCACCUUCAUUUAGUACUUUGAAAAACCUUAUAGAGCUUGAUCUCUCUAGAAACAAUUUGUCCGACCAAAUUCCAAAAUAUCUCCAAAAUUUCACUCUGUUGCAAAACCUAAACUUGUCCUUCAAUAACUUUGAAGGGGAGGUGCCAACUGAAGGGAUCUUUAGAAAUGCAAGCAUUAUUUCAAUUAAUGGAAAUCAAAGGCUCUGUGGAGGUAUUCAACAAUUAAGACUUCCUCCAUGUCAAGGCAUGAAAAAGAAAGGGAAGUUUCAACAUUUGAAAGUGGUGAUUUCAAUAAUUGUUUCAUGCUCAUUAUUCUUGAUUGUAGUUCUUCUAGCUAUUUUUUCAUACAAAAAGAAAUCUAAAAGGACAGCUUCUACCACUGUGCAAGAGAAAGAAUUUUUUCCACAAAUUUCUUAUGCAGAGCUAAGUCAGGCAAUCAAUGAGUUCUCACCAUCAAAUUUGGUAGGCAAAGGAAGUUUUGGCUCUGUUUAUAAAGGAAUUCUAGCUGCAAAUAGAAUGAUAGUUGCAGUGAAGGUGCUAAAUCUUAAACAGAAAGGGGCUGCCAAGAGUUUCUUAGCUGAAUGUGAAGCAUUGAGCAACAUUCGACAUCGAAAUUUAAUAAAAAUCAUAACUGUUUGUUCGAGUAUAGAUUUUAAAGGAAAUGAUUUCAAAGCUAUCAUUUAUGAGUUCAUGCAGAAUGGAAGUUUAGAAGAGUGGUUGCAUCCGCAUGAAAAUCAAGGAGUGGGAGAAUUCAACUUCAUCCAGAGACUGAACAUAGCCAUUGAUGUUGCAUUUGCACUUGAAUAUCUCCACCACUAUUGCCAACCAGCUAUAGUUCAUGGAGAUCUUAAGCCAAGCAAUGUUCUACUUGAUCAUGACAUGGUUGCACAUGUGGGUGACUUUGGGAUGUCAAGAAUAUUUCGAAACGAGAGCAGUCAUAGCAAUGCUUCCAGAGAACAAAAUAGCUCCAUUGGAAUAAAAGGAACAAUUGGUUAUAUUCCCCCAGAAUAUGGCAUGGGUAGCGAGGCAUCUAUGGAAGGAGAUGUGUAUAGUUUUGGAAUUAUGUUGUUGGAAAUGAUUACAGGAAAGCGACCAACUGAUCCUAUGUUCAACGAUGGUUUCAACAUUCAACAAUUCACCAAAACUGCAUUGCCAGAGAGAGUGAUGGAGAUUCUUGAACCCUCUUUAUUACAAGAAGUACAUGUGACAGAUAAUAGAGGUAUUGAACAUUCCAGGGCAAGGAACAACAUGGGAAGGAGAAUGGGUGUUUUGGAAAGCUUGUCGGAAGUUACAAGAGUGGGAGUCUUCUGCUCAAUGGAAUCUCCAAAUGACAGAAUGGAGAUGAAACAAGUUGUUGCGGAACUAUCUGCCAUUAAAAACAGGUUUUUUGGAGCGAGGAAUUGAUACAACGUCCGUUGACAUGGCUCUUGUUUGUCUUCUGCUUUUUGUUUCCCUUUUUGUUUUUUAAUUGAAAUAAACCCCAGCCCAUUUCUUAAUAGGGCCUGGACCUUUUUUAUACACCGUUAUGCUAUUGCUAGCUUUAUGGGCUUUUCUGAUUAGUAUAUCAAUAUAUAGAACAUUAUACAUGAAGGAAUCUCAUAUUCUUCUCUAAUAUAAAAGGGGAUGUAAA